AUGUUUAGACAAACGAAGAAACGUGUUGCCAAUAGACGUAAUUUCAUUGAUGAUGAGCAGAAUCAUAUAGAUAUAAAAGGUUACGGUAAUGAAGAUGAUGGUAUGCAGUACGAUGUUCUUUACCCAACUAGACUUACAUGGUAUCGAUUACCACCUCGUGGUGAAAUAACGCUGGAACAAUUUGAGACAUGGGCUAUCGAUCGGUUAAAAGUGCUAUUGGAACUAGAAUCUUUAUGGCAAAGAAACAGAAGUAUGAAAGAAAUUGAAUCAGUAAUCAAACCGAUUUUAAGCAACAAGCUCAACCUAGGCACUGAUAUAGAAUCAAGAAAGAAGGAUUACUAUUCACAUUUCAUUUUGCGUCUUUGUUUCUGUCGAUCAAAAGAACUAAGGGACAAGUUUGUGAGAGCAGAAACGUUAUUAUUCAAGAUACGGUUCCAAAUGCUCACUACCCAAGAUCAACUAAAGUUCAUCAAAUGUCUAGACCUUCCAUAUUUGGAAGCAAUUGAUGAAGAAGAAAAACAAAGUAUCUCCACUGAGUUAUACCAGACCGUUUCACAUAUUCUAUCUUUCCAAUUAUCAUUGACAGAUGAGAACCAAAGGAAGCAGUUUUUCAAUAGAGAAAAAUAUUACAAAUUGCCAAUGGAAAAUGUGAUGGACUUGGUGGGGUCUCGCCAAGUGUAUGUACGUCGAGGAUGGGCAUAUGUGCCUCAAUUCCAGCAACUAAACUUGAUUAGCAACGAAUUCAGCGAAAACUUACAGACAGAGCUAAUGCGCACAUACCAGAUGAUACCAAAACUAAAUGAGGACGACAGAUUAUUGCCUAUCUUACAUCAUCUGUCUUCUGGUUAUGUAGUUACAGAAUCCCAAGAACUGAAUGGCACAGGAGUCAAUGACGAAUUCACCCAUCGGACAGUGAAAACAAAAGAAAUUAUGUCACAUUUCCCUCUAUGCGCCAAGCAACUCAUGGAGCAAUUGCAAGCGAACCACCAUCUUAGAUACCAGGGUCGUCAACAGCUUUCUUUUUUCUUGAAAGGUAUUGGCCUCUCUGUGGAUGAGGCAUUGCAAUUCUGGACUGAAUCGUUUACCCAAGGGGGGAAGAUGACUGUUGACCAGUUCAAUAAAGAGUACAGGUACAACUUUCGUCACAAUUACGGUCUUGAAGGUAAUAGGAUAAACUACAAACCAUGGGACUGCCGUACCAUUCUUUCGAAACCGCGACCCAGUAGAGGAGAGUACCACGGUUGUCCAUACAGAGACUACAAUGCGGACAAACUUGCUUCUACAUUAAAGGAGAUGUCCCUAACCCAACAACAAAUCAACAGUGUUGUCGAAUCCUGUCAACAGCAAGAUUACACGAUAGCAUGCACGAAAGUAUUUGAAGCAGUUCACAAAGGUACAGCGGUGUCUGAACUGCAAAUUGUGCAUCCAAACCAGUACUUCGAAAGAUCAAGGCAAUGCGAAACUGUUCCAUAA
Kluyveromyces marxianus DMKU3-1042 is the source of this 1473-nucleotide messenger RNA. It is a transcript of the gene PRI2, whose product is annotated as DNA primase subunit PRI2. The record is from RefSeq and is a predicted model, not a curated record. NCBI's taxonomy places the organism in Eukaryota, Fungi, Ascomycota, Saccharomycetes, Saccharomycetales, Saccharomycetaceae. The transcript has a single exon. Gene Ontology annotation, biological process: DNA replication, synthesis of primer. Gene Ontology annotation, cellular component: alpha DNA polymerase:primase complex. Bases 1 to 1473 code for a protein of 490 amino acids.